Messenger RNA from Nasonia vitripennis (jewel wasp), 909 nucleotides. RefSeq names its product alpha-tocopherol transfer protein-like. The record is from RefSeq and is a predicted model, not a curated record. The transcript is spliced from 3 exons. Gene Ontology annotation, molecular function: phosphatidylinositol bisphosphate binding. Gene Ontology annotation, cellular component: membrane. Bases 1 to 909 code for a protein of 302 amino acids. NCBI's taxonomy places the organism in Eukaryota, Metazoa, Arthropoda, Insecta, Hymenoptera, Pteromalidae.
AUGAACACCGUGAAGAGGCCCUCGGUUCAGGAGGAACUCCAGAGGAAUCCCGAACUGAAGGAAGUCGAUCUGCAGCAUCUGCGAGACUGGUAUACCAAGCAGCCGCAUUACCCGCGCAAUUUUCCCGACGAGGAUUUCGUCUAUUUUCUCCACGUCAGUGACUACGAGCUCGAGCAGGCGAAAGUGACCAUCGAGAAUUUCCUCACCUGCAGGACCCACACCCCGGAGUUUUUCAGCAACAGAGAUCCCGUUGGCUGCAAGGAGCUCCGAACGGCUAUGGGUACUGUGUGCAUAUUACCUCUCGAGCAGAGGACACCCGAGGGCUACGGCGUGUUGUACACGCGACUGAUAAACUACGAUGUGGACCGAUUUUCGUACUACGAUAAUAUGCGUCUCAUGAAUAUGAUAGCCGAAUUGUGGGUCUUGCAGCAAGGGACGAUGAAAGGCCAAGUCAUGAUAUGUGAUAUUCAAGGUGUGAAGAUGUCGCAUGCACUGCGGACUCCACUCAGUGGUGUGAAGAAGUCCCUCCACUAUCUGCAGGAAGCUGCUCCGAUCAGACUCAAGGCUCUGCAUUAUUUGAAUACCUCCUCGGUUAUGGAUUUCAUGCUGACACUUAUGAAGCCUUUCAUAAAGAAGGAGCUUAUGGAUAUGUUCCAUCUUCACCACUCGGUGGAGAGUCUGAAGAAGCACAUGCCCAUCGAGAUUCUACCAAACGAGGCGGGGGGUAAUGCUGGACCGAUCGACGAACUUUACGGAAAAGUCUUGAAAAAUCUCGAGGACCACCGCGAGUACUUCUUGGCCGAGGAGAGGGAGAUGCGAGUAAACGAGUCGCUACGCCCUGGCAAAGGCAAGGCCGCCAAAAAGGUUGCUGAAUUUCAAAGUAGCUUUGAGAAGCUCGACAUCGACUGA